Messenger RNA from Aspergillus tanneri, 1479 nucleotides. Its product is annotated as catalase. Bases 1 to 1479 code for a protein of 492 amino acids. NCBI's taxonomy places the organism in Eukaryota, Fungi, Ascomycota, Eurotiomycetes, Eurotiales, Aspergillaceae. Gene Ontology annotation, cellular component: mitochondrion; peroxisome; cytoplasm. The record is from RefSeq and is a predicted model, not a curated record. Gene Ontology annotation, molecular function: catalase activity; heme binding. The transcript has 7 exons. Gene Ontology annotation, biological process: response to hydrogen peroxide; hydrogen peroxide catabolic process.
AUGCUCAUCGGCUCUAUUCGGGUGCCCGAGACUGAUUGCCAGCCCGUUCCCGAUCCCGCCGUCAGCACUACCCUUCCUACCUUCGGAGGUGGAGGCAUGACUACGCUGGGAGAUACUCUUCUUCUCGAGACCUUGGCCCAUUUCAACCGAGAGAGGAUUCCGGAGAGAGUCGUCCAUGCCAAAGCUGCCGGUGCCUGGGGUGAAUUCCAGGUUACAAAUGACAUCUCCCAUCUUACAUGCGCGAAAUUUCUCAAUGGCGUCGGCAAGAAAACCCAAGUCCUAUUCCGACUGAGUACAACUGGUGGUGAGAAGGGCAGCGCGGAUACCGUCCGUGAUGUUCGUGGUUUCUCCGUCAAGUUCUUCACCGAGGAAGGCAAUCAUGACAUUGUCGGCAACCAUGUUCCCGUUUUCUUCGUUCGUGAUCCCAUCCGUUUCCCAUCCUUGAACCGAAGCCACAAGAAACACCCAGCUACCAACCGACCGGACUGGAGCAUGUUCUGGGAUUUCCACGUCAAUCAACCGGAAAGUGUGCACACCCUGAUGCAUCUCUUCGGCUCCCGCGGUAUCCCAGACUCGAUCCGCCGCGUGACAGGCUUCGGCGUACACACCUUCAAGCUAGUGGCCGCCGAUGGCAAGUUCCGGUACUGCAAAUUCCACUUCCGUCCAGUUCAGACUAUGACCAGCAUGACUCCUGAUGAUGCUACUCGCAUGGCGGGUGUCAAUGCGGACUUCCACAACCAGGACCUCUGGGAUGCCAUUGCGCGCGGCCAAUACCCCGUUUGGAAGCUGUACAUCCAGGUCAUGGAACCUGAACAGGCGGAGACCUACGGUCGUGCCGUCUUCGACAUUACUAAGGUCUGGCCGCAUAAGGAAUUCCCGCUCGUUGAAGUCGGGCAGAUGACAUUGAACAAGAAUCCGGAGAACUACUUUGCCGAAAUCGAGCAGGCCGCGUUCUCACCUUCAAAUAUGGUUCCUGGUGUUGCAAUGACGCCGGAUCCCGUGCUCCAAGCCCGUAUGUUCGCCUACCCCGACGCCCAACGGUACCGUCUCGGUGCAAACUACACCCAGCUGCCUCCGAACCGCGCCAUCUGUCCGGUCUACGCGCCGUUCGAGCGUGAUGGAAAGGGCACAAUCACGAAGAACUACGGCGGAGACCCGAACUAUGUACGCAGCACUCUGACGCCCGGUGUGGUCACCCAAACAGUGCAGGAAGUGCGACACAGCGAGUGGCUUCGAUCCGCAGCGGUUCUAGGUCUGAAUGAAAUUCCCGUCGAUGAUGAGGACUUUGUGCAGCCGCGCGAGCUCUGGACCAAGGUGUUCGACGAGACGGAGAGGCGCAAGUGGGUAGCGAAUGUAUCUGAGACUUUAGAGGAAGUGCCGCCUCAGAUUCGGGAGGGUACCAUUGCGAUGUUUAGUCGGGUAGACCCGAAGAUCGGACAGAUGAUUGCAGCCAAGUUGAAGGGAAGUGCACGGUUGUAA